UUAAACCUUCAUCCAGCUGCUGCUUUUGUCUGUCUGUUGAUACCCAAAUAAACAAAAACAAAUCGGCAUUGACUCCAUGUCUUUCCAAAUAAAUUAGUAAAUAAACUAGGGUUUCAGCUACUGCAAUUCGUUUUUCCUUUCUUUGGGGUGAUCUAGUUCCUCUUUCGUUGCAUGCUUUUGUUUAGCGGCUUCUAACCGACUAACUCGUCACAAUGGCCGUCUCUUCCCACCCUGGACCCCUUCAGGUUGGUUCAUACUUCGUUGGACGGUACUAUCAGCUACUUCAACAGCAACCUGAUCUAGUUCACCAGUUUUACUCAGAUGACAGCACCGUGGUUCGGGUUGACGGAGAUUCCUCAGAAUCUGCUUCUUCCAUGCUGGAAAUUCACACCUUGGUCAUGUCACUAACUUUUACUGCCAUUGAGAUCAAGACAAUUAAUUCUCUUGAUUCUUGGAAUGGAGGUGUUCUGGUGAUGGUUUCCGGUUAUGUUAAAAUCAAGGAUUUUAAUGGUAGAAGAAAAUUUGUGCAAACCUUCUUCCUCGCCCCGCAAGAGAAGGGUUACUUUGUUCUCAAUGAUAUCUUACAGUUUAUUGAUGAUGAAAUGACUUCACAACUUCCAGCUUCCACAUUACAACAAAACAAACUAGAUGCUCAACUAAAUCUGUCAAGCGCUGUUGCAGAGCCAGCAUUUUCUGACUACAUUUUGGAGGAAGAGGCUAGGGAAUAUGUCAACUCUGUUCAUAUAGAUGACGAUCCAGUGGACAAAUACAGUCCCCCUGAGCAACCACAAGAAGAAGAUUUUGAAGCUGAAGUUGUGGUGGAGGAAGCUCUUGCAGAGGAAACUCCCAGUAACCAUCACAUUGCGGCAGUGAUCACUGUGCAAGAGACCCCAGCUAUGCCUUCGGAGGAACCUGUUGGGGAGGCUCCAAGAAGAACAUAUGCCUCUAUUUUGGGUGUUCCAAAGGAGCAGUCGGUUUCAUCUGUUCAACCUCAACCAUUUUAUAAUAAGAUUCCCCAGACUACUUCAGAUUGGGAUCAUAUUCCAGAACCUGCUAGUCGACAGUCACAUCUUGCUUGGUCAGAUGUGCCUGAAUCUACAGCAGAGAAAGGAGUGGAGGAGGGUUUGGUCUAUGAAGAAGGUGAAUAUAUUGGUGAAUACAAAUCUGUCUAUGUGAGAAACUUGCCCUCUACUGUUACUGUUACUGAAAUUGAGCAGGAGUUCAAGAAUUUUGGCAGAAUCAAGCCUGAUGGUGUCUUUAUCCGGAACCGCAAGGAUGUUGUUGGUGUCUGCUAUGCUUUUGUCGAGUUUGAAGACAUUUCUGCUGUUCCAAAUGCAAUCAAGGCAUCUCCUAUACAAUUGGGGGGAAGGCAAGUUUACAUUGAGGAGCGCAGACCAAAUAGCAGCAGUUCACGUGGAGGAAGAAGGGGAAGAGGCAGGGUCAGUUAUGCACCAGAGGCCUUGAGAGGUCGGUUUGGUUCUCGUAGUUUGGGUAAGGGAAACGACCAAGAAUUCGGCGACUACAGAUCAAGAGGUAAUGGUUUCAGUCAGCGAGGCUCUAGAUAAGAUGGCAUCUUGGGGGAACUGAGUAUAUGAAUGAAGUUUUCAACUUGUUGCAUGAAUAUCUAAUCGAACAUUUCCCAUCAAUAUGCUGCUUUGUAGUUUUUGUUAUUUCUCAUAAAACAAGUGUUGGGGGGAUAUAUAAACCUCUGAUGAGGUGCGCGUUUUUAUCC
Messenger RNA from Hibiscus syriacus, 1732 nucleotides. Its product is annotated as nuclear transport factor 2-like. Lineage: Eukaryota; Viridiplantae; Streptophyta; Magnoliopsida; Malvales; Malvaceae. The transcript is spliced from 9 exons. Gene Ontology annotation, molecular function: mRNA binding. Gene Ontology annotation, cellular component: ribonucleoprotein complex; cytosol. The record is from RefSeq and is a predicted model, not a curated record. The coding region runs from base 213 to 1565 and encodes 450 amino acids.